Messenger RNA from Acanthosepion pharaonis, 792 nucleotides. Lineage: Eukaryota; Metazoa; Mollusca; Cephalopoda; Sepiida; Sepiidae. The record is from the annotation of a GenBank genome assembly.
AUGAGUGUAGGUGUCACCAGGGAUACUGACUUCGGAACAACGAUCUUUGAACUUCAGUACGAGGUCGAUGAUCCCGAUAUUGGUAACAACUCAGUCCAUGCAUUCCAACAAAUUGGGGCAAUCCGUAUCAGUGAGAGUCUCCGAUCGAUGAUGACCCGUGACCCCGUCUCAAACAGAACUCGGCAGCCCUUCAUCGUUAGCAGCAACGGAUCAGUCAUAACCAACAUGUUCUUCCAACCGAACAUGCAUGGAUCAUUCGUGCUGCCUAUUCUCGUAACAGACGGAGUACACAGUUCUGACACUGCUAACUUAACUAUAAAUUUUGUCAGUGAUAGCCAGAGAUUAAAAGUCAUCUUUCGGAGACCUCCGUUAGAAGUACAAAAAAUUAAAGAAAAAUUUCUAGAGCGAUUGCAAAACAUAACUGGCCUAAAUAUAAUCAUCGAUCGAAUAAAAACACAUCAGGAUUCCGAAGGAAAUCCCGAAGUGAAAACGACCGAUAUGUUUAUUCAUGGUCUCAAGAUGAAUUCAAAUCAAGUUCUUGAAGCCAGAGAAUUAUUAAGAAACCAAUUUCCCAGCGAUGUCUUUCGUUUUAUGCAUUCAUCAACAGAUCAUUCACUCUCUGGUGACCUCGUAGCAAGCGUCAAUGCCUGUCAACUUCUUUCUUUCACAUUCCGAAAGAGUCUGUUACUGUUUCUAUAUUCCCGAAUGGAAGAUCCACGUCUUACUGUUCCUGAUAUCUUUGUAAAUAUUCAUUUUCUUAGAAUCCUUCUGCGCAGUAUUUCCAUUGUCUGA